This is a messenger RNA of Daphnia magna, 1424 nucleotides long. It is a transcript of the gene RnrS, whose product is annotated as ribonucleoside-diphosphate reductase subunit M2. The record is from RefSeq and is a predicted model, not a curated record. Gene Ontology annotation, biological process: deoxyribonucleotide biosynthetic process. The transcript has 6 exons. NCBI's taxonomy places the organism in Eukaryota, Metazoa, Arthropoda, Branchiopoda, Diplostraca, Daphniidae. Bases 113 to 1243 code for a protein of 376 amino acids. Gene Ontology annotation, molecular function: ribonucleoside-diphosphate reductase activity, thioredoxin disulfide as acceptor. Gene Ontology annotation, cellular component: cytosol.
GCUAUAUAAGAUGAUUUCGGCGCCAAAACGUUGUUAGUCUUCGAAGGAAGUGACACGCGAGUACCCAAUCUGCUAGUGUUUUAAGGAAAAAUUUUUAAAGUUUAUUACUAAAAUGUCUUUUCUUUCUGAACGUUUCGACAAUCUGAGCACAUCUGACAACAAAGAAAACCGUAGUACUAUGUCUGGCCAAAAAAUCUUGCAGCCUCAUGACGAAAAUGUGUUGCCGACAAAGCAAGUUGAGAAAUCGGUACAAACCAAAGUUGCCGACCAGAAUGAGCCUCUGCUCCGUCCUAAUCCCAGCCGAUUUGUGUUGUUCCCUAUCCAGUAUCAUGAUAUUUGGCAAAUGUACAAAAAAGCUGAAGCCUCAUUUUGGACUGCUGAAGAAGUUGACCUUUCCAAGGACUUGAACGACUGGGAUAAACUUCAACCUAAUGAAAAGCACUUCAUUUCUCAUGUCUUAGCAUUUUUUGCUGCAUCUGAUGGAAUCGUAAAUGAAAAUCUUGUUGAACGGUUUGCUCAGGAAGUCCAGGUACCUGAGGCUCGCUGUUUCUAUGGUUUCCAAAUAGCCAUGGAAAAUAUCCACUCAGAGAUGUACAGCCUGUUAAUUGAAACCUACAUCAAGGAUUCUGCUGAAAGGAUGAAACUUUUCAACGCUGUUGAGACAAUGCCUUGUGUUGCGAAGAAGGCUGAUUGGGCCAUGAGAUGGAUUGGCAACAGAGAUGCACCUUACAGUGAAAGAAUUGUAGCUUUUGCUGCUGUGGAAGGCAUAUUUUUCUCUGGGUCCUUUGCUGCGAUAUUUUGGCUUAAAAAGCGAGGUUUGAUGCCAGGACUGACAUUCUCCAACGAACUGAUUUCUAGAGAUGAAGGUCUGCACUGCGAUUUUGCAUGCGUUAUGUUCAAACAUUUAGUCAGUAAACCUUCCAAAGAACGUGUUGUCGAAAUCGUAAAUAACGCCGUCAAAAUCGAACAGGAAUUCCUCACCGAUGCACUGCCCGUUGAAAUGAUUGGAAUGAACUGCAGGCUAAUGCGUCAGUACAUCGAAUUUGUUGCCGAUCGUCUUUUGCUUGAACUUGGAUGUGGAAAGCUAUACAAAGUCGAAAAUCCAUUUGAUUUCAUGGAACACAUUUCGCUUGAGGGGAAAACAAAUUUUUUUGAGAAAAAAGUUGGUGAAUAUCAGAAGGCAGGCGUGAUGAACAGCAAGGGUAACGGUGCCCAUGUUUUCACACUUGAUGAAGAUUUUUAACUCCGUUGGCAAUGUCGACACAACAGUUCUUCACUGAAUGGUUUUCUCUUUUUAUCAAAUGUGCCAAUUCCCCGUACAAAUUUUACUGAUCACCUGUUCGAAUAUCGCCAAACCCUUGAAACCAUGGCGCUGCCAAUUAUUGAUGUCGUUUUUUACCGUAAUAAACUGUGACGUAUGAAAA